AUGGGUUCCCUCGGAAAAUUGGUGCCCUGUACCCUUACUCAGACGCGAGCCCAUUGCAAGAUUGGUCAAUGCAUCGGCCCCAAGGUGCGCGAGGUGUCCGUGUCGAACGUGCUCGUGGUGAACCCGACCAACGCCGUGGUGACGGUCAACAAGAACUGGGGCGACAAGGCCACGCUCAGCAACAUUUGGGUCAAGUCGAGCAAGGCCGCCGUCAAGGUGUGCCAGUGGUCGCAGGGCAACCCCAAGGGCGAGCCUAGCAUCCUCGGCCACGGUCCUUCCGGCACGCUGUGCCAGUACUCGACCAGCGACGUCCACAUCAACCAGGACAUGAAGCAGGCCAAGCAGGGCUCGCCCGAGCAGUCGUCCCCCAACCCGGACCGCCCAGAGCGAUAUCACGCCCGCCCCCAAGACGAAGAAGCCCAAGGCUUCGACCCCUACGGUGACGACCGCCCCUCUGAAGAAGACGAAGGCCCCGAAGACCACGACGCCCGUUACUACUGCCCCACGACCGCCCCUCUCAAGAAGACGAAGGCUCCCAGCCCGAAGCAGCAGGACGAAGACGAGGAGCAGCAGGACUUCGUGCAGCAGGACCAGGUUGACCAGGAUCUCCUCGGUUAA
Molecule: messenger RNA, 618 nt
Organism: Phytophthora sojae
Lineage: Eukaryota; Oomycota; Peronosporomycetes; Peronosporales; Peronosporaceae
Product: putative lysase
Exons: 2
Coding region: 1-618 (205 amino acids)
Biological process (GO): pectin catabolic process
Cellular component (GO): extracellular region
Molecular function (GO): pectate lyase activity
Source: RefSeq, a predicted model, not a curated record